AUGGUGAGAGCCUAUAGAAAUUACGGACAUCUUGAGGCUGAUAUUGAUCCUCUCGGAAUUAAUACUCCCAAAAAAGGAAGCACCAUUGAAUUAAAUCCUGCCAUAUAUCAUCUGAAAGACAUAGACCAAGUCGGAUCCACUGCCGUUGAUAUUGAUGGAAUUGUUCAUAUCGGAAGUGCUCAAUUCCCAAAGAAAACAGCAACCAUUCCAGAAAUUGUGAAUCAUCUCAAAGAUGUCUAUUGUGGAAAUAUUGCUGCUCAAUUUUCUCAUUUGGAAACAACCAAGGAACAAUUGUGGUUGGCUAAACAAUUGGAAGCUUUGCAAAGCGAAAAUAUGUCAUCGCAAGAACAAAAGAGAGCAAUGAAAUUGAUGGUUGAAAGUGAAGCUUUUGAUCAUUUCAUGGCAAGAAAAUUCCCUGGUGUGAAGAGAUAUGGUUUGGAAGGAUGUGAGUCCAUGAUUUAUGCUAUGGAUGUUGUGAUGGAACAAUUAGCACAAGACAACAUUUCAGAUAUUGUUCUUGGCAUGCCUCACAGAGGUCGUUUGAAUUUAUUGACUGGCUUGUUGAAUUUCCCAGCUCGUGCCUUGUUCCACAAAGUGAAAGGAGGUUACGAAUUCCCUGAAGAAUUGAUUGCAACUGGAGACGUUCUUUCUCAUCUUGGUAUUAGUACUGAACUUGUUUAUGGUGACAAGAAAGUUUCCUUGUCCUUGUUGAACAAUCCUUCUCAUUUGGAAGCUAUUAAUCCUGUGGCUCUUGGUAAGACACGUGCCAAGAUUAGUCACGGUAAGAAUGCUGCUUGCAUUUUAAUGCACGGAGAUGCUUCAUUUGCUGGACAAGGAAUUGUUGCUGAAACCUUCACCUUGUCAAGAUUACCAUUGUUCAAGACCGGCGGUACUAUUCACAUUAUUGUGAACAAUCAAAUUGGUUUCACUACUGCUCCACAUCUUUCAAGAAGUACUAGAUAUUCUGGAGACGUUGGUAAGAUGGUUGGAUGUCCAAUCUUGGCUGUUAAUGCUGAAAAUGUUGAUGAUGUCAGAAAAGUCAUGAUUAUUGCUGCCAAAUACAGAGCCAAAUUCAACAAGGACAUUAUUGUGGAAUUGUUUGGUUAUCGUCGUCAUGGCCACAAUGAAUUGGACGAACCAUCUUUCACACAACCAAAAAUGUAUCAAGUCAUUCGAUCCAAACAAACCUUCCCAGUCGCUUUCUCUGAACAAUGUGUGAAAAAUAAUGUCACAACACCACAAGAAGUGUCCAAGAUUAGAGAAAACUAUACUCAACAUUUGGACAAUGAAUACAAGGCUGUUGAUACUUACAAGCCUGAGAAACGUUAUUUCUUGGGAGAUUGGCACAAUAUUAUUCAAGCUACUGACUUUUCGAAACUUUCUCUUCCAAUUACUGGUUACAAUAUGAAGAGAUUGAAGGAAAUUGCAAUUGCUAGCUAUCACAUCAGUCAACGUUUGCAAUCUCUUCAAAAGGAUGAAAAAGAUAUCCACGUUGAUUGGGCUACCGCUGAAGUGAUGGCAUUUGGUUCCCUGCUCGAUGAAGGUUACACUGUCAGAUUGAGUGGUCAAGAUGUUAUUAGAGGUACUUUCAACCAAAGACACUUGGAAUUUGUUGACCAAGAAAAUGAGUCAAGAAUUCUUCCAAUGCUUGGCGCCAUUCCAGGAGCUAAGGAAAGAUUUGAACUUGGUCAGUCACCACUCUCUGAAUUUGCAGUGAUGGGCUUUGAAUAUGGCUACACUAUUGAUAAUCCAAACAACUUCUCUGUCAUGGAAAUGCAAUUUGGUGAUUUCUUUAAUGGUGGUCAAAUUAUUAUUGACACCUUCAUUGGAAGUGGUGAAGAUAAGUGGUGUUUGUGCUCUGGUUUAACCUUGUUGCUCCCACACGGUAUGGAUGGAGCUGGUCCUGAACACAGUAGCGGUCGUAUUGAAAGAUUCCUUCAAUUGUGUGACAGUGACAUUAAUACUGACGAGUUGGUCCAGAAGCGAGUCAAUAUGUGUGUCGUUAAUUGUUCGACUCCUGCUAACUAUUUCCAUGUGUUAAGAAGACAAAUGAAGAGAAAGUUCAGAAAGCCAUUGAUUGUCUUUACACCAAAGAUUUUGUUGAAGAAGAAGGAAUGUGUCAGUAAUUUGGCUGAAUUCGCUGAAGGUACCAUUUUCCAAAGAGUGUUGACUGACGACUACAAGCACAAGGAUUUAUCUAAGGUCAAGAGAGUUCUCUUCUGCAGUGGUAAGAUUUAUUAUGACCUUUUCGAAGAAAGAGCAAAGAGAAAUAUGGAAGAGCAAGUUUUGAUCAUUAGAUUGGAACAAUUGAGUCCAUUCCCAUUCGAACAAUUGUAUGAAGUUAUGAAUAACUGGAAUAAGGAAUGGAUGAAGACUGUUGAGUGGACCUGGGUUCAAGAAGAACAUGAAAAUAUGGGUGCAUACACCUUUGUUGCUCCAAGACUUAAUAAGGCAAUUAACACAGUCAUUCACGGUGACAAUAGAUAUAACUUGAUUGGAUAUAUUGGAAGAAUUGCAGCAUCAGCACCAGCCACCGGUUUGAAGUAUGUUCAUGAAGCAGAAGUGAAACACAUCAUGAACUCUGCUUUUAAGUUCUAA
This is a messenger RNA of Naegleria lovaniensis, 2598 nucleotides long. RefSeq lists its product as uncharacterized. Gene Ontology annotation, molecular function: thiamine pyrophosphate binding; oxoglutarate dehydrogenase (succinyl-transferring) activity. NCBI's taxonomy places the organism in Eukaryota, Heterolobosea, Eutetramitea, Acrasida, Naegleriidae. The transcript is spliced from 5 exons. Gene Ontology annotation, biological process: tricarboxylic acid cycle. The record is from RefSeq and is a predicted model, not a curated record. Bases 1 to 2598 code for a protein of 865 amino acids.